AUAGCACGACUGAAGCUCAUUUUAGUUCAAUGCUGGAGCUGUCAAGUACAGCAGAGGUUGGAGGAGAUAGGGUUUGCGAAUUGCACGCAAAAAAACUGCAUGAACUAGCUGCUGGCAUGUUUUUGAUAAGAAUUGUAGUGUGGCGAACUCCUUGCAGAGUGUUUGGUUCUAAACCCGGUGUGAGAAUGACCCUGCAGAAUGGGCUGGUGUUACCUGCUGCCAAAAACUGUUCCCAUGCAGUCGCAGUAGCUAGCACAGCAGACUACAACAACAGGAACACCCUGAGAUGGGACCUGACCCCAGACCAGAUCAAGAACAUGACAGAGAGCCUGGUCCAGAGGAUCAAACAGGUCUACGAUGACAUCGGAUCUCUGGAUGUAGAACAAGUGUCCAUUAAAAACACCUUAAAAGCCCUGGCCAAUGCCAAAUUAGAAUAUGCAGCACAGCGCCAUGUUUUGGAUUUUCCCCAAUACGUGUCUGCUUGUAAGGAGGUGCGCUCAGCGAGCACAGAAGCAGACAAGAAGCUGUCUGACUUUGAUGUGGAGACAAGUAUGAGGGAAGAUGUGUUUCACAGAGUGAUUGCCUUGCAGGAGAAGCAACUGGACAAUCUAACGCCUGAGGCCAAGAGAUUCUUAGACCGUCUUAUCACAUUAGGGAAGAGGAAUGGAUUGCACUUGUCAAAGGAUAUACAGGAGGAAGUCAAAAGAUUGUCAAAACUCAUCAAUGAACUCUCAAUCGACUUCAACCAAAAUCUAAAUGAGGAAAACACGUAUCUAAUAUUCAGUGAAAAUGAACUAAGUGGCCUAGCGGAUAGCUAUCUGAAUGGUCUGGAGAAGACUGAGGACAGGCGGUACAAGGUAUCCUUGGCAUACCCUCACUACUACCCUCUGAUGAAGAGGUGCCACAUGGCUGAGACCAGGAGGAAGAUGGAGACUGCUUUCCAUAGCAGAUGUAAGGAGGUAAACACAGUCAUUCUGGAGAAGCUGAUUGAGCUGAGGUCAAAGGUGGCACAGCUACUGGGUUUCAGUACCCACGCCAACUGUGUGCUUGAGAUGAACAUGGCCAAGAAUACCAACAAUGUGGCAUGCUUUCUAGAUGAGUUCUAUGCUAAACUGAAGCCGGUGGGAAUCAAGGAAAGGAAGUAUAUCCUGGCCCUGAAGAAGAGGGACUGUGCCAUGCGGGGAAAGGCCUUCGAUGGACAGAUCAACGCCUGGGACCUGCCCUACUACAUGAACCAGGUGGAGCAGGUGAAGUUUGCUGUAGACAAGGACAAGCUGAUUGAGUACUUCUCUCUGGAGGUGGUGACAGAGGGGUUGCUCAGUAUCUACCAGGAACUGCUUGGCCUUAACUUUAAGCAGGUAACCAGCGCCCACGUGUGGCACGACAACGUCAGCCUCUACUCUGUACUGGACACGGCCACUGGGGAGGAGAUCGGCCGGUUCUACUUGGACCUGCAUCCCAGAGAAGGGAAGUACGGUCAUGCUGCCUGCUUUGGGCUCCAACCGGGCUGCCUGGGGCCUGAUGGGAAACGUAUGCUGCCGGUUGCGGCCAUGGUGGCCAACUUCACCAAGCCUACGAAAGGUUGGCCCUCUCUGCUGCAGCACCACGAGGUGGAGACCUUCUUCCAUGAGUUUGGCCACGUCAUGCACGAGCUCUGCUCUAGGACGACGUUCUCAGAGUUCAGUGGGACCCUGGUGGAGACAGACUUUGUGGAGGUGCCAUCUCAGAUGCUGGAGAACUGGGUAUGGGAGAAGGAGCCCCUGAGGAGGAUGUCUCGCCACUACAAAGACGGCAGCCCCAUCCCCGACAACCUGCUCAACAAACUCAUCGCCUCCAGAGUCGCCAACACAGGUCUGAUGAACCUGCGUCAGGUAGUGCUCAGUAAAGUGGACCAGUCUCUGCACACCAAGUCCCAUGCCGACACUGCCGAGGUGUUCGCCAAGCACUGCCAAGACAUCCUGGGGAUCCCCGCUACUCCAGGUACAAAUAUGACAGCUAGUUUUAGUCACUUGGCUGGGGGCUACGAUGGCCAGUACUAUGGCUACCUGUGGAGCGAGGUCUAUUCCAUGGACCUCUUCUUCAGUCGUUUCAAAAAGGAAGGAAUCAUGAACCCCAAGGUGGGGAAGGAGUACAGGAGGGUGAUUCUGGAGGCUGGUGGUUCUGUGGAUGGAAGGGACAUGCUGAAGACCUUCCUGGGUCGUGAACCUUGCCAGGAUGCCUUCUUUCAAUGCAAGGGAUUGGCCAAAGCUGAGGGAACACUGAAUGGUCAUCACUGACUCCCUCUCACUCCACAUUAAAGGGAUAUUUGGGGAUUUGGGCAAAGAGGCUCUAUCUACUUCCUCAAAGUCAGAUGAACUUGUGGAUACCAUUUUUAUGUCCCAGUAUGAAGGAAGUUGGAGGUAGUUUUGCGAGCCAAUGCUAACGAGCGUUAGUACAAUAACUGGAAGUCUAUGGGUAUUUGCUAGCAUGUGAGAUCUGUGGCCUCCCGGGUGGCGCAGUGGUUAAGGGCGCUGUACCGCAGCGCUAGCUGUGCCACCAGAGACUUUGGCUUCGCGCACGCUGUGUUAAGAAGCAGUGCGGCUUGGUUGGGUUGUGUAUCGGAGGACGCAUGACUUUCAACCUUCGUCUCUCCCGAGCCCGUUUGGGAGUUGUAGCGAUGAGACAAGAUAGUAGCUACUAACAAUUGGAUACCAUGAAAUUGGGGAGAAAAAGGGGUAAAAAAAAAAGAGAUUACAUCUGUUGUUCAUGCUAGCAGAUACCCAUAGACUUCCAGUCAUUGUGCUAAAGCUAGUUAGCAGUGGCUUGCGAAACUACUUCAAACUGACAAUAUGAUGACAAUAUUUUUUGCUUUUUGUACAGUUUAUGCCUUCACUUGACUUUUUCCAAAUGUUGUUGUGCCUGAAUUUAAAAUGGAUUCAAUUUUGAUUUUAUGGCACUGGCCUACACACAAUACCCCAUAAUGUCAAAGUGGAAUUCAGUUUUUCUAUUAAUUAAAAAUUAUGAAAUGUCUUGAUUCAAUAAGUAUUCAACCUCAAGAGUAAAAAUGUGCUUAAUAAGUAACAAAAUAAGUUGCAUGACUACCUCAUCUCUGUACCCCACACAUACAAUUACCUUUAAGGUCCCUCAGUCGAGCAGUGCAUUUCAAACACAGAUUCAACCACAAAGACCAGGGAGGUUUUCCAAUGCCUCAAAAAGAAGGGCACCUAUUGGUAAAGGGGUAAAAAUAAAAGCAGACAUUGAAUAUCCCUUUGAGCAUGGUGAAGUUAUUAAUUACACUUUGGAUGGUGUAACUUUUUUUCCUGAAUACAAAGUGUUAUGUUUUGGGGAAAUCCAAUACAACAUGUUACUGAGUACCACUGUCCAUAUUUUCAAGCAUAGUGGUGGCUGAAUGUUAUGAGUAUGCUUAUAAUCGUUAAUGACUGGGGAGUUUUUCAGGAUAAAAAAUAAACAGAAUGGAGCCAA
Messenger RNA from Oncorhynchus nerka (sockeye salmon), 3462 nucleotides. It is a transcript of the gene nln, whose product is annotated as neurolysin (metallopeptidase M3 family). Lineage: Eukaryota; Metazoa; Chordata; Actinopteri; Salmoniformes; Salmonidae. Gene Ontology annotation, molecular function: metalloendopeptidase activity. Gene Ontology annotation, biological process: peptide metabolic process; proteolysis. The coding region runs from base 30 to 2276 and encodes 748 amino acids. Gene Ontology annotation, cellular component: mitochondrial intermembrane space. The record is from RefSeq and is a predicted model, not a curated record. The transcript has 13 exons.